AUGGCUCCAUACAAUGUUCGGUGGGGUAUUAUGGCUACUGGCUGGAUCGCUGACGUUUUCGUGCGCGAUCUCCUUCGCGACCCUAACCUUCGCGAUGCCUCCGACGUCUCUCACAGCGUCGUUGCGGUAGCAUCAUCAACAUCUGCAUCCCGCGCAGAGAAAUUCAUCGCCGACACAGGCAUCCCCGCAGAUCCAGCAUGCAAGGCGUACGCGUCCUACGCAGAACUCGUAGCAGACCCCAACGUCGAUGUUGUCUACGUCGCAACCCCGCACUCGCACCACUUCCAGAACGUCAUGCUCUGCCUGGAAGCAGGAAAAAAUGUCCUCUGCGAGAAGGCAUUUACCGUGAACGCCGCACAGACUCGCAUCCUCUGCGAAACCGCGGGGAAGAAGAACCUCUUCCUUAUGGAGGCCGUGUGGACGCGCUACUUCCCGCUCUCGGUGCAAGUUAGAGAGUUGAUCUCCAAGGGCGCCAUUGGCGAAGUGCUUCGUGUUACAGCGGACACAAGCUUGGGAUUUGAUGUCGAGACGACGUUUAAAACGGAACAUCGUAUGGUGAAUAAGGAUCUGGCAGGAGGAGCUUUGUUAGAUCUCGGCAUCUACUCUCUAACCUGGGUCUUCCAAACCCUCUACCACACCCUUCCCCGCGAGCAACGAAAACCUCCCUCGCGGAUCUCCGCCCAUAUGACCCCCUACCACGUCACUGGCACCGACGAAGCAACCACCAUCCUCCUCAGCUUCCCGACCAGCACACCCUCCAACUCUUCUAAACCAGGCGAAUCCCAUGCCGUUGCCAUGACGAAUCUCCGUGUCUCGACGGACCCGGACCAGACUAACGCGGCACGCCCCGCAAUCCGGAUCCAGGGCACAAAGGGUGAGAUCCAGGUUGAUGGGCCUGCGUUCCGGCCGGAGGUCUACCGGGUCAUUCCUAAGAAGGGCGAAGGUGAGAUCAAAGAAGUGAAGCUUACCUUCCCCACGGAUGGAAGGGGGAUGUACUGGGAGGCGGAUGAAGUGGCGCGGUGCUUGAGGGAUGGGAAGUUGGAGAGUGAGGGGUUGCCUUGGGAAGAGAGUAUUGUGAUGAUGGAAGUGAUGGAUGAGGCGAGGAAGCAAAAUGGGUUGGUUUAUCCGGAGAGGAUUGAGUCUACAGUGUAUCCUGCCGAGUUGUAA
This is a messenger RNA of Aspergillus ochraceoroseus IBT 24754, 1167 nucleotides long. Its product is annotated as Gfo/Idh/MocA family protein. The coding region runs from base 1 to 1167 and encodes 388 amino acids. Gene Ontology annotation, molecular function: nucleotide binding. The transcript is spliced from 4 exons. NCBI's taxonomy places the organism in Eukaryota, Fungi, Ascomycota, Eurotiomycetes, Eurotiales, Aspergillaceae. The record is from RefSeq and is a predicted model, not a curated record.